AUGGGACAAGAAUCAUCUGAUGAUUACUUAAAUAAAGUUAUUCAAUCAUGGGCAUAUCUUGAAGAGCAUAUGAUGAUUCUUAAGAAUGCAAAUACAGAAGAUUUUGACAAUGUGAUCAAGUGUAAUAUUUUAAAAUCUAUAAUGAGUGAAAAAUCUGUUUCAGUAUCAGCAAAUAAUAAUCUUGUAGUAGGAAAUCUAGCUAUAAAUUCUUCAGAUACAUUAUGGGCUUGGAUGAGAGCAAAAUAUCA
This is a messenger RNA of Racocetra fulgida, 248 nucleotides long. The record is from the annotation of a GenBank genome assembly. NCBI's taxonomy places the organism in Eukaryota, Fungi, Glomeromycota, Glomeromycetes, Diversisporales, Gigasporaceae.